Molecule: messenger RNA, 969 nt
Organism: Drechmeria coniospora
Lineage: Eukaryota; Fungi; Ascomycota; Sordariomycetes; Hypocreales; Ophiocordycipitaceae
Exons: 4
Coding region: 1-969 (322 amino acids)
Source: RefSeq, a predicted model, not a curated record
AUGGCCGUGGCCUUUUCCGAGACCUUGCCUCCAACCUUUCCGCUGCGUACCGACGGCAUGCCGCAUGUUGCGCUCGAGCCCAAGGUUGAAGAGGGCGACGAACCCGCCGAGGGAGCUCGUCGUCGACCGACCUGGCAGGACGAAAACGACCGUGAGCAUCCAAUGGACAGGCGGAAGCCAAGCUGCGCGCAUGCUGAACAGGCACGAUCGCUUGAGAGGGAGCAUCUGGCCUCGUCGGCGAGCACAUGCCGGACCAUGUCGGACGAGAGGAAUGGGGGCGCAUUUGCCGCCUUGUCGCACCAUGACAUGGACGAUCUGGAAGGGAUGCUCAUCGGUUCCAUGCCAAGAACGAUGCGGCACACUGCAUCGCGCGCCGGAAACACGGCCGGCGCCUCGACGACCGUGGAGGAGGCGGGUAUAAGAAGCCGAGGGCCCCGGCGUGGUCCGACGGCAGAUGCCCCGGCCCUCCAUCGUCGUCUCGCGUCGCCUUCGCCAUCCCUCGUCGCCGCCCAAAAAACCCAGCCCAAACGUCCAGUCCCCUCGAGCAAGAUGAAGGUCAUCGCCGCACUCGUCUCCUUGGCCGCCAUGGCCACGGCCGCGCCCGCGUCGCCGGCGCAGAUCAUCAACGUGUCCGUCGCGGGCGGGACGUCGGGUGCCCCUGGCAUCUUCGGUCAGGGGAGCAACCUCGUCAGCAACAUCUUUGACAGCGCCGCCUGCCUCGUCAGCAACGUCAUCGGCGGCGGCAACCCCAACUGCCGCGGCCAGGGCGUCGGCACGACCGGCGACGGCAUCGACCCCAGCACGUCGGUCGCCUUUAGCUACAGCUACAGCACGAACCAGGACGGCACCCUCAAGGUCAAGGUUUCGCUCAAGAACGGCAAAUCGUGCACCUACGACCUCAAGGCGGAUGGGAAGCUUCUGAAGGACGUCAUCGCCGACGCGGGCCACAAGUGCGCCGUGUCCAAGUAG